AAAAUGUUUUUCGACCUAGCAGCGCCAUCGCGUGCUUAUUUAACCGUUUGCGAAGGUGCGAGAAACAUGUCGAGUGUGCUGGCGGUUCCUCGUCCGGCCGGGUCUGUUGUAAGGCACAGCGUCUUGCUGCUCGCUUGGCUAAUCUUCACGGUCACGGGCAGCGAUGGGCAACCGAUAGAGUGCCACCGGCCACCGUUGGAUGUGCACCCAAAGGACUGUUGCCGGAUGCCACCGCUGCUGGACGAAGCUUUACUAGCCGGAUGUAAGCAAAUUCAUGGUGGUGAAGACUUGAAACGGGGCGUAGCCUACGAGAAAGGAAGUUGCCUAGUCGAGUGUGCAAUGAACGCCACCGGAACCAUGACCAACGGAAUGCUGGACCAGGAGCGGAUUCUGCAGCUUGUGGCGGCUUCCAGCACCGGAAGUCCUGCGUUGAAGAGUGUCACCAGUGCGGCCUGUAUCAGGUGCUUCCAGAUGAGGCAGCAGAGGGUGCAACAACCGCUUCCGAGAGCAGCGACGUUCUGUAGCAGCGAAGCAGCGCAGUUUCUGAGCUGUGUCAACAUGGAGACGUUUAAGACCUGUCUACAGGAGUACUGGACCGAUAGUAGCAGUUGCAUCACAUUGCGGAAGUUUAUCGAGAACUGUCCCAUUCCGUCGUAAACCACCCAAGUCACUAACACCUAAGAUAACAACAACA
This is a messenger RNA of Culex pipiens pallens (northern house mosquito), 694 nucleotides long. RefSeq lists its product as uncharacterized. The transcript has 4 exons. Bases 4 to 657 code for a protein of 217 amino acids. Lineage: Eukaryota; Metazoa; Arthropoda; Insecta; Diptera; Culicidae. The record is from RefSeq and is a predicted model, not a curated record.